AUGGCCAAGGUUCGCACUCAAGAUCUCCAGAACAAGUCGAAGGCGGACCUUCUGAACCAAGUGGCUGAGCUGCGCAAGGAGCUGCUUCAGCUCCGAGUUCAGAAGGUGGCCGGUGGUGCCUCGAGUAAGCUCGCUCGCAUCCACACCGUCCGCAAGAACAUUGCGCGUGUUCUUACUGUUAUCAACCUCAAGCAGCGUGCGAACAUGCGUGAGUUCUACAAGGGCAAGAAGUUCCAGCCGCUUGACCUCCGUCCAAAGAAGACCCGCGCUCUUCGCAGGAAGAUGACGAAGUACGAGGUCUCGCAAAGGACCGAGCGCAAGCAUAAGAAGGAUGUUCACUUCGGUGUCCGUCGUUACGUUCUCAAGGCGUAA
Molecule: messenger RNA, 372 nt
Organism: Malassezia globosa CBS 7966
Lineage: Eukaryota; Fungi; Basidiomycota; Malasseziomycetes; Malasseziales; Malasseziaceae
Exons: 3
Coding region: 1-372 (123 amino acids)
Biological process (GO): translation; maturation of LSU-rRNA from tricistronic rRNA transcript (SSU-rRNA, 5.8S rRNA, LSU-rRNA)
Cellular component (GO): ribosome; cytosolic large ribosomal subunit
Molecular function (GO): structural constituent of ribosome; mRNA binding
Source: RefSeq, a predicted model, not a curated record